Molecule: messenger RNA, 1751 nt
Organism: Mus musculus (house mouse)
Lineage: Eukaryota; Metazoa; Chordata; Mammalia; Rodentia; Muridae
Gene: Crlf1
Product: cytokine receptor-like factor 1
Exons: 10
Coding region: 287-1507 (406 amino acids)
Biological process (GO): cell surface receptor signaling pathway via STAT; positive regulation of cell population proliferation; protein secretion
Cellular component (GO): CRLF-CLCF1 complex; extracellular region
Molecular function (GO): cytokine binding; cytokine activity; protein carrier activity
Source: RefSeq, marked reviewed
AGACUUGCUCCGGCCUUCGCUGUCCGCGCCCAGUGACGCGCGUGAGGACCCGAGCCCCAAUCUGCACCCCGCAGACUCGCCCCCGCCCCAUACCGGCGUUGCAGUCACCGCCCGUUGCGCGCCACCCCCAUGCCCGCGGGUCGCCCGGGCCCCGUCGCCCAAUCCGCGCGGCGGCCGCCGCGGCCGCUGUCCUCGCUGUGGUCGCCUCUGUUGCUCUGUGUCCUCGGGGUGCCUCGGGGCGGAUCGGGAGCCCGGCUCACCUCUCCUCUGGACAGGCUCUCACUGUAUGCACAGAUUGGCCUCACAUUUGAUUCCCUUCCUUUGGUCUCCUGGGAUGACAAACAUUUACCAGGACACAGCUGUAAUCAGCCCCCAGGACCCCACCCUUCUCAUCGGCUCCUCCCUGCAAGCUACCUGCUCUAUACAUGGAGACACACCUGGGGCCACCGCUGAGGGGCUCUACUGGACCCUCAAUGGUCGCCGCCUGCCCUCUGAGCUGUCCCGCCUCCUUAACACCUCCACCCUGGCCCUGGCCCUGGCUAACCUUAAUGGGUCCAGGCAGCAGUCAGGAGACAAUCUGGUGUGUCACGCCCGAGAUGGCAGCAUUCUGGCUGGCUCCUGCCUCUAUGUUGGCUUGCCCCCUGAGAAGCCUUUUAACAUCAGCUGCUGGUCCCGGAACAUGAAGGAUCUCACGUGCCGCUGGACACCGGGUGCACACGGGGAGACAUUCUUACAUACCAACUACUCCCUCAAGUACAAGCUGAGGUGGUACGGUCAGGAUAACACAUGUGAGGAGUACCACACUGUGGGCCCUCACUCAUGCCAUAUCCCCAAGGACCUGGCCCUCUUCACUCCCUAUGAGAUCUGGGUGGAAGCCACCAAUCGCCUAGGCUCAGCAAGAUCUGAUGUCCUCACACUGGAUGUCCUGGACGUGGUGACCACGGACCCCCCACCCGACGUGCACGUGAGCCGCGUUGGGGGCCUGGAGGACCAGCUGAGUGUGCGCUGGGUCUCACCACCAGCUCUCAAGGAUUUCCUCUUCCAAGCCAAGUACCAGAUCCGCUACCGCGUGGAGGACAGCGUGGACUGGAAGGUGGUGGAUGACGUCAGCAACCAGACCUCCUGCCGUCUCGCGGGCCUGAAGCCCGGCACCGUUUACUUCGUCCAAGUGCGUUGUAACCCAUUCGGGAUCUAUGGGUCGAAAAAGGCGGGAAUCUGGAGCGAGUGGAGCCACCCCACCGCUGCCUCCACCCCUCGAAGUGAGCGCCCGGGCCCGGGCGGCGGGGUGUGCGAGCCGCGGGGCGGCGAGCCCAGCUCGGGCCCGGUGCGGCGCGAGCUCAAGCAGUUCCUCGGCUGGCUCAAGAAGCACGCAUACUGCUCGAACCUUAGUUUCCGCCUGUACGACCAGUGGCGUGCUUGGAUGCAGAAGUCACACAAGACCCGAAACCAGGACGAGGGGAUCCUGCCCUCGGGCAGACGGGGUGCGGCGAGAGGUCCUGCCGGCUAAACUCUAAGGAUAGGCCAUCCUCCUGCUGGGUCAGACCUGGAGGCUCACCUGAAUUGGAGCCCCUCUGUACCAUCUGGGCAACAAAGAAACCUACCAGAGGCUGGGGCACAAUGAGCUCCCACAACCACAGCUUUGGUCCACAUGAUGGUCACACUUGGAUAUACCCCAGUGUGGGUAGGGUUGGGGUAUUGCAGGGCCUCCCAAGAGUCUCUUUAAAUAAAUAAAGGAGUUGUUCAGGUCCCGA